UUGUGUGAAGAAAAUUAUAAGAAGCACGUAUAAAACUUAAUAGCAACAUAAGCAGAGGAAAAUGGCGUCCGCCGAGGAUUUACUGGCAGACCUUCCGAUUGCGGCUAGUGCGUUACAAAUAUUCGAAGAGUGUGGAGUAGACACAACCGCCCUUAAUUCAUGGAUAAAAGAUCAAAUAUACGAAGCUCUAUCGCAGUCAGACCCUGAUUGGAAUAUUGAUGUGAUUUGGGGAUGGAUUUCAAGCUGGCGGAGUCGUGAUGAUCUGGACGGUGCGAUGAUUAUCUACGAAAAAAGCAGUAAUCUGUUGUCAGACGAGAACCCGGAAGACGAAAAUAUUCAUGAGUCACCGGAAGACAAAAUUGAACCAGGGGAAAUAGUUUAUGUUUAUUGCCUUCACCAGCAGGCCUUGGCCCCAAUGGUGGUUUCUUAAACUAAUUACAUUUUAAAAUUGCCAACAUUUUCGCUUUUAUCGCAUUCCGCGUCCGGUUGAAGUCAAAGGCCGUCGCCACACUGUUAAAAAUUCGCUGGAGUCCGGUAACAGCGCUCUGGCAACCAUAGUUGGUUCUUCUGAACGGAACUCGCAGAAGAGAGUUAAAGAGGUUAGUAAUAUUACAAUAGAAUUCCUUCCCAUUUGUCCGGCUGGAAAUGUUAAUGCAUUUUACCUACAAGACAAACUGAAUGAUACCCAAAACACGGAAGAACAGACCGAUGCUCAAAACGUUGCUCACAUCGAGUCCACGAUAGACGAUACGAUUUACACGCCGGAAGCCCAACCAAGAACACAUCCCGACUCUGACAGAACGAUCCUACCGGAAAACAAAGCGAGGGCCCAUAGCGAAGAGCCAGAAUCUUUUCUAGACAGCAAAGACGAAACGAGGAACAUACGAUACU
Messenger RNA from Topomyia yanbarensis, 891 nucleotides. RefSeq lists its product as uncharacterized. The record is from RefSeq and is a predicted model, not a curated record. The transcript is spliced from 3 exons. The coding region runs from base 62 to 430 and encodes 122 amino acids. Lineage: Eukaryota; Metazoa; Arthropoda; Insecta; Diptera; Culicidae.